Molecule: messenger RNA, 647 nt
Organism: Nicotiana tabacum (common tobacco)
Lineage: Eukaryota; Viridiplantae; Streptophyta; Magnoliopsida; Solanales; Solanaceae
Source: RefSeq, a predicted model, not a curated record
AUGAAAAACAAGUUUUUAAAUUGGAAUCUCUUUUUCCCAUUUGCUAUCUGGCACAUUUGGAUAAACAGGAAUAACAAUAACCAAAACAAUACAGAAAACCCUAUCAAUAUCAACCAUAUCAUUGCUAGGGCUAUUGAACUUCGUCUCUUAACUGAAAAUAAUAUUCUGACUUCUCCAAAAAUCCACCUCAAUAUUAAAUGGCAUAGACCCCCAAAGGGACAGUUCAAAUUAAAUAUAGAUGCAAGCUUCAACAAAAAUUUGCAACAAUGUGGGCUGGGUGGAGUGAUCAGAAAUGUCAAUGGGCACUGGAUAGUUGGCUUUGCAAAACCAGCUCAUGCACGUGGUUCACUACAUGUUGAGAUCAAAGCAUUACUAGCAGGACUUAAAACAGCUCAUACUUGGGGAAUGUUCCCUCUCCAAAUCGAAACAGACUCGACGAAGGUUGCAGAUAUGGAAAUUGCGACCAGUGUUCGCAAUUGCGAACCCUUCAAAAAAUUGAACCUUUCGCAUUUGCGAAACAUAUGUCGCAUUUGCGAUACACUCAGCAUUCCAGCCAUCAUCGCAUUUGCGAGAGGCUGUUCGCAACGCAUUGAAUACAGUCGCAUUUGCGACUCAGGCUACCAGGUCCACUCUUCACAUUUGCGAAG